AUGGAUAACAAUCAUAGUAACUUGGCAGGUGGUAGUGUGCAAGAAAGAAAAGCAAACAUAAAAGCUAAAACCAAGAAAAAGCCUAUGAAAGUAGUGUACAUAUCCAACCCCAUGAAGUUCAAGACUAGUGCAUCUGGAUUUAGGGCUUUGGUUCAAGAACUCACUGGCCAAGAUUCUGAAUUGCCAGACCUUACUAAGUUUCUGGACAGUGAUGUCGGUGGAAAUUAUCAAACGGAUGCUUCAAAGACUGUUGAUGAUGAUGAUGAUGAUGAUCAUGCACUAGAUGUCCCCACAAAGGAUCCUAGUCAAGAGCAGCCUAAAAGACAAGAUGUUUCAUUUGAAUCUUUUGAUGAUAUUUUCAUGCCUCAGAUGUUGGAGAAUGUUUCAGGAAUAAUGCCAUCAAAUUUAUGGUGUGAAGCUUACUCAAAUGGAUGUCGAUAG
Dovyalis caffra is the source of this 441-nucleotide messenger RNA. The record is from the annotation of a GenBank genome assembly. Lineage: Eukaryota; Viridiplantae; Streptophyta; Magnoliopsida; Malpighiales; Salicaceae.